This is a messenger RNA of Plasmodium knowlesi strain H, 4842 nucleotides long. Its product is annotated as conserved Plasmodium protein, unknown function. NCBI's taxonomy places the organism in Eukaryota, Apicomplexa, Aconoidasida, Haemosporida, Plasmodiidae. The record is from RefSeq and is a predicted model, not a curated record. The transcript is spliced from 7 exons. Bases 1 to 4842 code for a protein of 1613 amino acids.
AUGAUCGAUGAAAAGAAAUUUGAUUUUGGUCUUGAUCAGUCCACAGCGAGCAAUGGGCUAUUCACCGUCAUAGAGAGGAAACCCCUCUCGUCACUAGAAAACAACGAAAGCCUGAACCUGAGCAACCUGAGUGAUCCCCUGUGCAAUUCGACUGAUGGGGUAAAUAAAAAGACAAAGGAUUACACCACCCAGAACACUGAUAAUAUCUGUGAAAUAUAUCGCCUGAACAGUUCGCAACUUCUAAAUGAUCAGCUAGAAAAUGCACUCAGUAGAAUCAGUUACGUGGACGAUGACGUAUCCUCCUUUUACGAUUCGGAAAAAGAAGAUGAAUUCUAUUUCGAUAACGACAUUUCUACGCUGGGAUCAUGUUAUUCCGUUUCUAGUCCCACCAAAAUAAGUAAAGGAAAAAAAGUAAGAACCAGUGUCGUUGGAUCUGUUUCUAAAAGGUAUACUGGUGGAAGGGGUUCAGAUGGGGAAAGGAGAAAACAUAGCCCCUUUUUCGAUUCCACUUUUCAAAAUGAAUCUCCUGUCAAUGUUAAUCAGAUGGGAAAAAAUCGAGAAGGUAGAGAAGAUCACAGUAAAUACGAAGAAGCAUACAGUCGUGAUGAGAGAAGAACAAGAUUAGCUACUAUGGAUGCAUCGAAUGAAUCCCUACAAAAUGAUGAUAAUAGCGAUGAGGAAACUGAACUUCAAAAGCAAAAGUAUAAGGACGAAAUGGAUCAAUCGGAAAAUAGCAACGACGAGAAGGCCAUUCGUCUGAACAAAAAUGUAUAUAGAAUUGUGAACAUAAGAAAAGACGGGGGUGAUGAUAAGGAAACUGUCAUCAGGAGGAUAGCACAGUUGAGAAAAAGUAUGAUGAGGGAGAAACAUGCAGAUGUUGAGAAUGAUGGGGAUUACGAAGAAGGGGAGUCUCCGUCUCAGUACGAUUCAGUGUGGAAUUUAUCGAAAGUGAAGGAACUGCGCAUGGGCAAAGGGGAGCCUCCCAAGGGGGUAUUCGAGGAGAAUAUCCAAGGAGAAAGAAGCCACAACAGAUUUAGCGAAGGCCAUUAUUUGAGAAAGGAUAUUAAGCUCUCUCGGUACAACAGUGACAGAGGGGUAAAAUAUAUAGAGGCGAAGGAGCAGGGGGGAGAUAUUUACAUGCAGAGCGAUCGGGGUGGAGAGAACUAUGACGAAAGAAACUACCAAGAUGAAUCGUCCCACUACAGUUACGAGCACAUCGAAGAAAUCGAACCAAAGGGUAACGUAGAUUUUAAGAAGAGAAAAAAAUAUAUGUUCCUUCCGAAGCAACCCGGACAGGGCAAUGGUGGUGAUGCUCAAAAAUGCGUGAGCAGUGAGAACCAAGAUGGAGGGAAUCAGAACUACCUUCAUGAAAAGGGAUUGUACGAGAAGAAACAUAUUAGGAGUAGUAGACCGUUUGCAGAUAUGCCGAACGGUAUAGUCUUGGGGGAGGCGUCAUUCCAAGGGAGCGAGGCGAAUAUGGAUCUAACUGGUAGCACAGACGGAGGGAUGGACCAUGUUGAGAAAGAAGCCUUUCAAAAUGAAGGAACCCCCGUGCGUGGUCGAUACGGAGAGGGCCACAUGAGGAACGCGCGAAAGGGGGGAGAAAGGGGCGAAGGUGAAAAUGCAAAUCAUCGUGCUUAUCGUUUCCAUCAGUACAGUGGCAUCGCAAAAGGAUACCAUCGCGUCGCGCGCGUAAGGAGAGACACCGGAUUUGAUGCAGAUGGAAAUGCGAACAUCGCAGGGGAUGAUAGGUAUGGAAUGGACGACUCAAACCAUUUAGAAAUAAAAAAGGAAGUUAAUAAGAGAAUGCAUCAUGUAGAUCAGCCGAACAGACAAGAGUACAUGCACGAAAAAGAGUACCCAUCACGAAGCGUACAAAUGAAUGGGCAUGAUAAAGCACAGAAGGGGAAGUAUCCAUAUAUGAACUACCCCUAUGAUGAUGAAGACAUGGCGCGUGUUAAGGAGGAUGAGUUAUUUGCAGAUGGUGUGUAUCCAGCGCGUGACAUGCAUUCAUGUGAAGAAGGGGUUGCAACCACAUACUUUAGAAGUGCGCACAGUAGGGGUUACAAAAAGGUGCGCGGAGAGGAGGAUCAUGAUGGUGGUGAUGAGCGGAUGCAUGUGAAUGAUGGCAGAAUGGACGAAGAGGCGAAUUAUGAGAAGGGCAUGUAUCGAAAUAGGAGGUACCCAAUGGGUGUGCGUGGGGCGAACCGAGGUCGGAUGGAGGAUCCUUAUCAUCACGUGGAGGAGAAUUCGUUUACUAAGUAUUGCGAAGGCCCCAGUUCUAGUAGCCCCCACCGGUAUCAUCGAAGUGAAUACAUAAGUAGGGUGAAUCCGUCCUAUCGAAGACAGGGUUCGAGCGAGAACCAGAUAAGUACAUAUCCUCGUGGGGGAAAUAGGAUGUACGACGAAAGGCAAAGUGGUGAUGAUCACGAUAGUGACGACAGACCUGAUUCGUAUGGCGGAGCGUAUACCUCGGUUCUACCCCGGGGGGCACAGUACCCAAACGACUACUACAGUGGUAAGCGUGCGCACCGAAGGUUGAGCAGUGAUUCUAAUGGAGUACAUCAUGCGGCCAAGCAUUACCAAAGCGGGUACCGUCGUACUCAGGGUCGAAGUAACUAUGAAGGGGAGGAGUAUUACGAUGGCGAUUAUUACGAUGGCGACUAUUAUGAUGAGGAGUACCAUCCUCACGGGGGAUCACCACCAGAUCAGGCAGAUUAUUAUUACCCACGUACUAUGUCAUAUGAUGAGUACGAACAGUCGCGGAUAAACGAUGGUGAAAGGAAUGUUUUUUCGAAGAAGAGCCCUCCAGGGAGUCAAAGUGGUAGCAAGCCAUACUAUGAUGAAGAAGGAGUGAAUGAGAAGAAUGGAUAUCUAGCCAAUGUAGCUUAUCAGAAAAGUGAAGGUAACCAUUGCACCUUCGAUGAGCAGAGGACACGUCUAAAUAAAAAUGACAUAGAUAGUGAGGGAAAGAAGGUUAACUUAACAGGGGAGAGUGCCUCCACGAUGGUAGUUGGUGCUCAUGUGUUGACGGAAAAAUCCACGCACUCUUUAGGGGAUGGUAAGGAGAAUGUAACUGGGGUGGUUUUGCAGAAUACAGGAGGAGAAGUUAGUGAAGCCGCGCAAAUGCGCCCUCCCACUGGGGACACAAGUAUUCCUAAUGAGAAUGCUACCAAUGUUAGUAGUGCAACGAUGGUUGGAAAUGCCCUCCCGCCCCAUAUGGUCACACAGAGUACUACUCAGGGCAUUCCACCGAACGUGGAGGUAUGCCAGCCACCACCACAACCACAGCAAUCACAACCACAACAACAACCAACACAACCAACACAACCAACACAACCAACACAACCAACACAACAAGCGCAACCACCACAAUCGCAAGCGCCGGUGAAGAGGAAGCGGGGCAGACCCAGAUUGAAGAAAACGACGACCCCGUCGGAAGAGGCCCCAUCGAACGAUUCCCAAAGCAACGUAUCAGCGGCGCAGGCAGUGCCCCUUCCCACUUUACAGCAGAAUAACCAAACGGGUGUCCCCGCCAGUGGUCAUAGCGGUAACAUAAACAGUGAACAGAACCACCUCCCCCCCCUUUACAACAACAUGGGUUCUGUCAUUAACCCUGUUUAUAGCAACCACAUGGGUAAUCCCAAUGCGCACCUUCAAAUAGCAAUGGAACAAGCCCCGAGUUACCAGUUAGGAGGAACCACCCAGGUCCUAGGGCAACUACUUGGGCAGCCACUUGGACAGGUGCAUGGGCAAGCGCUUGGACAGACGGCGGGGCAUCAACUGGCGGAUCCGCACAAUCCCAUGAACCACCUAAACCAGAUGAACCCCUUGGGUGCACAGAUGACGCAGCAGAUGGGCCUUCCUGUAGGACAACACCUGAACCCACAAGUGGGCAGCCAUAUUAAUCACCAGAUAGGGCAGCAUCUGAGCCAGAUGCACACGCACAUGAACCCGCAACUGAGCCAGCAACUGAACCAGCAGAUGAACCAGCAUAUGAACCAACACAACGGCUACCUCCUCCAAAACAGAACGGACAAUCACUUCGGUGCAGACAUCAAUGGAGACAAGUACGCGGCAGCAUACGGAUCCUUCGAACCAGAUGUUGCAAAUCAUCUAGACCCCAAUUUCUGUAACAGGAACUUUGAACAGGGGAGAAGCAUUAGGGAAAAUCACUCGUACGAAGGAGACAAGGGAGAAUAUCAAACGAAUAGAAGAAGGAUAAGCAGAUCGAAUGGAAGUGGGUCGGAUGAAAGGAACUCAGAGAAAGAAAUAAAAAAGGUACAGAAAAGACGAGGGAGAAGACGAAAAAAUGAAGUGGAACAAGGAGAUACACAUUAUAAAAGAAGCAACAGUAGUAGCAAUCAAAGCAACAUGAACCAUGUGGAAACCAAGUCGGUGGACUCGUAUAGAAACAAGUCCAACGAUGACAGCAACUCCAUGAGUGAGCACAGAGCGGACCAGGAUUUCUCCACAUUUGUGGACGAGAACAACAAGACCCUUUCGUACAGAGUCGCCUAUAAUCCCGCGGACACGGUAUGGGAAAGGCUGUCCGGCGUCAAGAUCGGCCCAUUGAUACUGACGGCCCAAAGCAGAACGACGAAUGUCAUUUUGGCGAAAAACAGAUCCAUCGAGCUUGGCAACAUAAACCACAACCUCAUAUAUGGCUACAUUUACAAAGGCGACAACGUCAGACUAACCAUCGGAAAGGAGACGAAAUCCGUGAAGACCGGCUCGCUGUUCUUCCUACCGAGCUACAAUUACUGCAGCAUACAUAACGAUGACAGCCUUGGGACCGCCAAAAUAUUUUUAUGCUUUGUUUACUUGAGCGACGUUAUCUGA